GGCAGUCACCCACGACCCCACUUCCCUGCUAUGAUGGCCCGCCUGUAGCAGGUUACAGAACCCCCGCGGGGAUGUAGGCAGAGUAGCGGCAGCCAGGUGCGUAGAGCCACAAGAGCUCUAGGGCACUCUGGGGGCAGUUCUGCCUGCUGCGCUCUCUGGUGCCGGGGAAUGCCCAACUGCCAGGCGAGCUGGUAAGGAUAAGAACGUUCCCUUUUGGCCCGAGUCCGCUGCAUCCAUGGCGCUGCUGGCCAGUCUGGUGCUCCUGUGCUGCUUGGCACUUCUGACGCUGCCAGCCCAGAGCUGCGGCCCGGGCCGGGGGCCGGUUGGCCGGCGCCGCUACGUGCGCAAGCAGCUUGUGCCGCUGCUCUACAAGCAAUUUGUGCCCAGCGUGCCCGAACGGACCCUGGGCGCCAGUGGGCCAGCCGAAGGUAGGGUUGCCAGGGGCUCCGAGCGCUUCCGGGACCUGGUGCCCAACUACAAUCCUGACAUCAUCUUCAAAGAUGAGGAGAACAGUGGCGCAGACCGCCUGAUGACCGAGCGAUGUAAGGAGCGAGUGAACGCGCUGGCCAUUGCUGUGAUGAACAUGUGGCCGGGAGUGCGCCUACGGGUGACUGAGGGCUGGGAUGAAGACGGCCACCAUGCUCAGGACUCACUCCACUACGAAGGCCGUGCCUUGGACAUCACUACGUCUGACCGCGACCGCAACAAGUAUGGGCUGCUGGCGCGCCUGGCAGUGGAAGCCGGCUUCGACUGGGUGUACUACGAGUCCCGCAACCACGUCCACGUGUCGGUCAAAGCCGAUAACUCCCUGGCGGUCAGGGCAGGCGGCUGCUUUCCGGGAAAUGCCACCGUGCGCCUGCGGAGUGGCGAGCGGAAGGGGCUUCGGGAACUGCAUCGCGGAGACUGGGUGCUGGCGGCAGACUCCGCAGGGCGGGUGGUGCCCACGCCAGUGCUGCUCUUCCUGGACCGGGACUUGCAGCGCCGCGCCUCUUUUGUGGCUGUGGAGACCGAGAGGCCCCCCCGCAAGCUGUUGCUCACACCCUGGCACCUGGUGUUCGCCGCCCGAGGGCCGGCGCCCGCGCCAGGCGACUUUGCCCCGGUGUUCGCGCGCCGGCUGCGUGCAGGGGACUCGGUGCUGGCGCCGGGCGGGGACGCGCUGCGGCCGGCGCGCGUGGCCCGUGUGGCUCGAGAGGAAGCCGUGGGCGUGUUCGCGCCGCUCACCGCGCAUGGGACGCUGCUAGUCAACGACGUCCUCGCCUCGUGCUACGCGGUGCUGGAGAGUCACCAGUGGGCACACCGCGCCUUUGCUCCUUUGCGCCUGCUGCACGCGCUGGGGGCGCUGCUUCCCGGAGGGGCGGUCCAGCCGACGGGCAUGCACUGGUACUCCAGGUUCCUCUACUGGUUGGCGGAGGAGCUGCUGGGCUGAGCGUUCUAGACUUAGUAACCUCGAGGCACCCGCCGGAACCAGGACUUGGGGGCUGAGAUCUAGGGAUGUGGGCAGCGA
Molecule: messenger RNA, 1504 nt
Organism: Myotis myotis
Lineage: Eukaryota; Metazoa; Chordata; Mammalia; Chiroptera; Vespertilionidae
Gene: DHH
Product: desert hedgehog signaling molecule
Exons: 3
Coding region: 236-1426 (396 amino acids)
Biological process (GO): regulation of gene expression; intein-mediated protein splicing; cell-cell signaling
Molecular function (GO): patched binding; calcium ion binding
Source: RefSeq, a predicted model, not a curated record